Molecule: messenger RNA, 957 nt
Organism: Maylandia zebra (zebra mbuna)
Lineage: Eukaryota; Metazoa; Chordata; Actinopteri; Cichliformes; Cichlidae
Source: RefSeq, a predicted model, not a curated record
AUGUCUGCAGAGGACUUUAACUAUCUACUGGAGAGGGUUAGUCCUGCUAUCAUCAAGAAGGAUACACACCUCAGGAAGGCCAUCAGCCCCAGGGAAAGGCUUUCAGUUACCCAACGAUUUUUGGCAACAGGUGAAACCUUCAACUCAUUAAGUUUCCAGUAUAGGAUUGGAAGCACCACACUGAGCAGGAUUGUCAUGGAAACAUGCACAGCUCUUACCUGUGCACUGCAUGAAGAUUACUUGAAGACACCAUCAACCGAGUCUGAGUGGAAGGCCAUUGCCAGAGACUUUGCAAACAAGUGGCAAUUUCCACACUGCCUGGGAGCUAUAGAUGGUAAACACAUCUUCAUCCAACCCCCUCCCAAGAGUGGCAGCAUGUAUUUUAACUACAAGUCCAGGUUUUCCAUCAUUCUUAUGGCUGUUGUUGAUGCCAAUUACAAGUUUGUGUAUGCAAGCGCAGGGACACAAGGUAGGGUCUCUGAUGCAGGAGUGUUUGCCCAUUCAGACCUGAAAGAAGCAAGGGACACAGAUCUCAUGAAACCAUAUCCAUUUCGAAACCUUAACACCGAUCAGAGAAUAUACAACUACCGUCUGUCCAGAGCACGUCGCGUUGUGGAGAACGCUUUCGGAAUUUUGGUGAAUCGCUUCAGAGUGUUCAGAACAACAAUUUGCCUGGACCCAGACAAGGUUGUCACCAUUAUCUUUGCGUGUCUUUGUCUGCACAACUAUCUCCGGGACCACAGAUCUGACGCCUAUGUACCACCUGGCUAUGUGGAUUCUGAGGAUGCCAACCACCAGGUGGUCGAAGGUGCAUGGAGAAGGGAGGGAGAGCUUCAGUCAGUUUCAAUGGGCCUUGCACGGAACCCCUCAGUGGAAGCAAAGAAACAACGAGAUGUCCUUUGCGAGUACUUUGUCUCACCUGGAGGGAGUGUUUCAUGGCAAGAAGACAUGGUGUAG